AUGCUUCAAGACGACUAUAGCGGUGUUGAAGAGCCGCGAUUAGUAGCGGCGUUUCUUGUUGCACAUCGGCAGGACGGUCGCUGGGUCGACGCUCCGGGUCGCCAAGAUGGAGGCAAAAAUGCUCUUGUAAAGCGCUGCAAGCUGGAUGCAGAACAGUUCUCCGGCGAGUGGUUCGUGGUGGCGCGCACGCCGCUGCUCAAGAUCCCCGACGUGGACAGCAAGUGCCACAAGUUCACGUACUCGACGGAGCCGCAGGGCAACGAGACGCGCGUGUCCAUGAAGAUCACCAUCAAGACGGACGAGAAGGCGAUGGAGCCCGAGGUGAAGGGCCACUUCAGCAACCGGCCCAACGCCGGCUCCGUCAUGCAGGGCGUGUGGCGGCCCUCCGCGGGAGACAAGUGGAUGCGGUUCUUAGAAGUCGUAGAAACGCCCGUCGAAGAGGACGUUUUUGAACGCCCCCAUGGUCAAGGUGAACGGGUUAGCGCGCCGCCCGGCCCCGUGCCCCCGGCCGGGAGCCGCAGCGGGAGGCGCGCCUCUAUAAAAGGCGGCGCGGCGCGCAGAACCCUUACUCGCCGGCCGCUUGGUGCUCGCUGCCUGUCUCCCGCCACCCCCGCCUCCCCGCCGCCCCACUGCUGCGCCAUGAGUCCCCGCUGCGCCCUGCUCAUGCUGGUGAUCGGAGCCGUGUGCGUGCUGGCACGCGGAGCCUCCAAGAACAAGUGCCCGUGGGUCAUGGGCAAGUACCCCUUCGAUGAGACGAAGAUGUCAGGCGAGUGGUACAUCAUCGCCGGGACGCCGCUGUUGGGCCCCGCCAUCUCCAAGUGCCCCAAGCUCACCUUCUCGGCCAAGAAGACCAACAACGACCUGCUCCUGAACCUACGCCUCAACGCCACCAACCCCAAGGACGGCUCGGAGUUCACCUACGAGUCCAACAGCCAGGCGUUCAAGCCCGAGAAGGCCGCCAUGUCGCAGGGCGUGUGGCGGCGCGUCGGCACCGAGCAGUGGACCCAGGUGUACAAGCAGGUGUUCGCUCAGACGGACUACGACAACUACGCCGUGUUCCUGGCGUGCCGGUCGCUGUACAACGACGCCACCUCCUCCUUCGGCCGCCACUUCGCCGCGCAGGUGUGGAGCCGCCGCCCCACGCUGUCCGAGGAGACGCUGGGUGUGCUCAAGAACCUGCUCACCGGCUACGACGUCGACCCCGCCGACAUCCAGAUGGCCGACCAGAGCUGCUACUAACUGCUCUCCCCUCCCUCGUUCCUUGCCAUAAUUUGUCCAUUUUGGGUUGGAAUCAACUCAUAACGUGAUGCAAAUAAAUGUGUCGCAUUUUG
Messenger RNA from Gryllus bimaculatus (two-spotted cricket), 1331 nucleotides. The record is from the annotation of a GenBank genome assembly. NCBI's taxonomy places the organism in Eukaryota, Metazoa, Arthropoda, Insecta, Orthoptera, Gryllidae.